AGACUGGCGAUUCCUUGACUAUGUCAAGGUGUGCGGAUAUUCUGGCUUGAUUAACGCCUUUUUUUCUUGGAUUGUACGGUGUUGUGUUUUUUAAACCGCACUUUUCCAAGAUGGUUAAUAAGGUUUCACCUUGAUGUGCACCAUAUCAAAGGAAUUAGCUGUUACUGUUAAAGAAGCCAUCACUGCUGUGCUAUUAUUUCUUUCAUUGACUGGAGGAAAAAUAUCAAGCACUAUUGACCCAGCUGAGAAGAAGAGCUAAGUGCCCAGAGAGAAUCUGCUCAGAUCAACUCCUAAUCCAUCCAGCACGUACCUUCCUAUCAGGACCUACCGUGGCAUUAGAUGCCUGAGAGGAACCCACGCUUGUAGCCAGGGUCUCCCAGCUCAGAAGCAUUGAGGCCCUCAGGAUCUCCCCGGACAUUCUCUCUGGUCUGUCAUCCACUAACGAAAUUGCUACUCGGUCACCAUGGGAACCGUUCUGUCUCUCUCUCCCAGCUACAGGAAGGCGUCCCUCUUCGAAGAUGGGCCAGCCACGGUGGGCCACUACACAGCUGUUCAGAAUAGCAAGAAUGCCAAAGACAAGAACCUGAAGCGUCACUCGCUCAUCAACGUUCUGCCAUGGAAGCGCAUCGUGGCAGUGUCAGCCAAGAAAAAGGGCUCCAAGAAGGUGCAGCCCAACACCACCUAUCAGAAUAAUGUGACCCAUCUCAACAACGAGAACCUGAAGAAGUCUCAGUCCUGUGCCAACCUGUCCACCUUCACCCAGGACCAGAGCACCCCAGCCCUCGUCAAGAGCUCCAGCAACGCGGUCUCGUCGGUCAAGAAGGCCCCCCUGACCAACUCCAAUGGCCCCGGCACGCCCAAAAGAGUGAUCGUUCAGGCCUCCACCAGCGAGCUGCUGCGCUGCCUGGGUGAGUUCAUGUGCCGGCGCUGCUACAGACUAAAGCACAUGUGUCCCACCGACCCGGUCCUGUGGCUGCGGAGCGUGGACCGCUCGCUGCUCCUCCAGGGCUGGCAAGACCAGGGGUUCAUCACCCCGGCCAACGUGGUGUUUGUCUACAUGCUGUGCCGCGAUGUGGUAUCCUCUGAGGUGGCAAACGAACAUGAGCUGCAGGCCGUGCUGCUCACCUGCCUCUACCUGUCCUACUCCUACAUGGGCAACGAGAUCUCCUACCCACUGAAACCCUUCCUGGUGGAGAGCUCCAGGGACAUCUUCUGGGACCGCUGCCUGUCCAUCAUCAACCUGAUGAGCACUAAGAUGCUUCAGAUCAACUCGGACCCACACUAUUUCACCCAGGUGUUUGCCGACCUGAAGAACGAAAGCCAGAAGGAGGAGGAGAGGAGCCGCUUGCUCAUUGGUCUGGACCGGUGA
Molecule: messenger RNA, 1369 nt
Organism: Oncorhynchus masou masou (cherry salmon)
Lineage: Eukaryota; Metazoa; Chordata; Actinopteri; Salmoniformes; Salmonidae
Product: cyclin-dependent kinase 5 activator 1-like
Biological process (GO): axon guidance; brain development
Cellular component (GO): growth cone; protein kinase 5 complex; cytoplasm
Molecular function (GO): cyclin-dependent protein serine/threonine kinase activator activity; protein kinase binding
Source: RefSeq, a predicted model, not a curated record